GCACUUUUUUUGUGGACUCAUUAGUUCAUUUGUCGAUAGUACCUGCAGAAGGACUCUGCUAACAGCUAAGAAAUCCACCACCCCCGAGUCUUUUUACUUAUUUCUGGGAUCGGGAUUUGAACCACCUUGGGCUGUUUGCACGGUGCGAUGAGGAGGUGCCUCCCCGUUGCUCGGCGCGCGCUCUUCGGGGCGUCCUCGCCGGGUGCCGACGAAGGGCCAGCUCUGGCCCUUCUUGCUGUAAAGGGCAGCCACCUCUGGUGCCCGGCGUCAUUCCCUGCCCUGUGCCCCUGCAGCCCUCAGCAGUCAUAGGAGCUCCAGCUAUUUUGCCAACAGGAGUUGAGCUUCCCCAAACUAGUUUUGUUGCUGGGGUGCAGGUGCAAAUGGUCAUCAGUGUUUUUCCCAGUGUAGCCCAGAUAACAGACCAGAAAAUGGAGAACCCCUCUCUUAUUACCUUUGCUUCUGUGGUUUUGUUCAUCAGCUCAACAUUUCAGUGGGAACACUGAGGAUAAACACUUUGAAACCUAGAGUGUAAUAAACUUUUGAUGUCUGCUUACAGUGAUGAGGAAGAGAUAGAUCUGUAUCGAUCGAGAGCCUGUGGAGAUUAAACCCAGCUUUUUUCUGUUCACAUAAAUUACAUGUAUGUUUAGGAAUGGAGAAGUAAUCCAGAAUAACCUCUGGAAUGACUCUUCUAAUUCCCACCCACUAGGUAUUGUUGCAUCCUGGCUUUCCCUUUAGGGGAGCAGUUGUACUUACCCUACCCGCAUGCUUUUUAUACCUUGCACCACUUCGUUGUUUUGAAUGUUUCAUGCUUCACCUUAGUAUUUUGGCAUUUUCAUUUGCAGCAAGAGCUUUUCCUACUGAGCCUCUUUAUCCUCUGUUGGGAGGAAGAAGAUUGUGCUGAGGCAGCUAGGAGGCAAAACCUUCUGAGUUUCCAGUAGAUUUGGAGCAAUGGACAUCAAAGAGAGAGUAUUAGAAGAGUGCUGGGGACCCCUCGAAUAGAAAGGGAAUUCGAGUUACAAUCAGAGAUAAGAGAAGCAGCAGCAUGCUCCCUAAUCAUAGCUGAGAAGGUUGUGAAGGAAUGGAGAUGGGCCCAUGACACAUUUGAAGACCUGUGGAAGAAAAGACACGUAGUAUGUAGCACCUGAUCUGUUUCUUAGUGGGACCCAAGGGCAGCGGCGGGACUGACCAGCCCAUGCACCUGAGGUGUGUCGCUGGGGUGGCAGGAGCACAAGAACAUCCGUAGGCAGGAGAGUGAGAUGGUAUAAGAUGUUUCGAGCAAUGGGAGUAAAGAGGGCAGAGAAAGACAGCUCCUUGACGCUGUUUUCACUCAUUCAGAAUGAAGAGGAGGAGGGAGAGCAGUGUUCAGCAGGACAGAGCCUGUUUCUUGAGAAUGCUGGUGAGGUCCUGGGCCAGUGGAGAGACUGUAGUGGUGCAUUUGGCACCAGCAGCACCCAGAGCUGAACAGGGCUGGCUCCUGCUGCAGUGGUGACAUAGGUUGCAGCUUUCAUGGCUAGGGAGACGUUGUCUUUAGGGACUUCAGGGAGCUAGGGUUUUGCAGGGUUCGGAAGGGGUUUUAUUUGUAACUGUAUCUGAUAGGCCUGUGUGGUGGCGUGUUGACUGUCCAAGCUUCCCUGAGGUAAUCCAGUUACAGGCAGCAACUGCACGAGCUUCUCAGUUGAGCCAAUGUCCAGCUGAGUCCAUGUGCAUUGCCAUGGCACAGCUAAUGCCACUGACGGUAACAGCAGUUAAUCUUGGCAUACAGGCAACAGAAAAGCCCAUCAGAAAAGACCACCAUGUCAUUUCAAGCACCGUGUAGAAGUCUUCAGGUUUGGAUGCAUACCCUUCCCUGCAUGAUUAAAACGAUAAGAUGGUUUCACCUUCAGGAAACAUCCAGUGUCAGUAAAAUGGCUUCUCUGUAAUAGUCCUAGAAAGGAGAUCAAAGGAGAUAAGAUCAGACUGAAAGGAGAUAGCAUCGGCUGAAGGAAUGGUGUCAGAUUAACAAUAAGGAAAACAAGCACAGAGGAAUUCAGUAGGUGAGCAAGUUACUGGGCCUGUCUGGCUGGUCACUGCUCAGUCAGCUGCAGAGAAACACCCCAGAGAAAGCCUGUCUGCCUGGCGGGACCGCAGCGGGCUCACAGAGCUCGACUCUGCCGCUGCCGUGACCUUCACUGGGGAGGCGACAGGUACCAUGUGCAUGCUUAACAGGGCUGGCUCAGCCCAGUACCUACAGAGCCUUCGCUGAAAAGAGAAGGACUUUCCCAAGGCGGUCUGCAUGUGGAAAUGACCUUGUCCUGCACUGAGAAUGGGCCAGAAGGUCUCGCACGAAGACAACCAGGAGAACAAGGCUGAAACGUUAGUCCUCUGUGAAGUCUUCAGCCAAGGCGUGGUUCAUGCAUCUGAAAGGAUGAAGAAUUAUCUUGGUUUUGUGGAUCCCCAGAGCAAAUUCCAGCCAGCCACAGACAAGCUGAGCGAGAUCUUUUUGGUCAACUUCAUCAGCUUCUGCGUGGAAAAGGGAGUGGAGGAACGUAUCGUGACCAGCAAAAUGACCAAGCAGCAGCCCUCCCUCUUGGGAGUGGACUGGAUCUGGACUCUUUCUGGAGCUGACAAGCAAAUCAAACUUCAGGUCGCCGUACAGGCUUUACAGCCUUACUGCUUACUGCUUACAGCUUUACUGGCUGAGCUUUUCUGCAGCAAAGGUGGCCCUGCCGAGGCGGCGGAGGACUGCUGCCGGGAAGUAGCGCUGGCAGACCGGCGCUUCCAAAACAAGAGCAGGUUUGAGAAGCUGGCAGAGUUCUGCUGCCUGGUAGGACGGGACUGCCUGGGCUUGUUCCUCAUGUUUGGUGUGCCAGGGAAGCCUAAGGACAUCCGAGGAGUCAUGCUAGACAGCGUUGCCAACAAGGAGCAAAAAUGCCACCUGUCAGGCAGGAAUGCGCUACGGCAAUUUGUCACCAGUACUGACAGCUUCCUGCCCACAAAAGACAUGCUGGAAAACUGCCUCUGUGCAAAAAACGGACAGAAGGAGGUGGGCAAUGUGUACAUAAAGUUUCUGUAAACCACUGGCUAGCAGCAGUGGCUCUUUUUACACCAGCACCUCUCGCUUUUCUUCUCCCAUGCUCUUCCCUCCAUCUCCUUAUUUCCUGCCUUCCCCUCCGCAUGUCGCGUUCCCUCAGCUCCUGCAGGAGCCAGGCUCAGUCAGCCUUCCCAGGCUUUAAAACAACAGGACCUACCUGCCAGAAAAAUGAGCUUAUAGACAGCACAUCAUUUUUCCAGAACAUGUUGUUCACCAGACAUUAAGUCUUGGCUGGAGCUGAUGAAAGCUUUAGUGCCCUGAGCCUUUGGGAGGUCGUGGUAGAUUUGACUCACAGCCUUUGUUUACUGUGCAGCCCAUUUUUUUCCUCUAUUAGGAGGUUGAGUCCAUAAUGAAAUGUACUGGUGCUGGUCAGAUUUUCCUUGAGCAUGAAGGACAACACCAGGGCUUAAAAAGGCUGGUUUGGAGGAGUGAGCUGGUUCCUAACGAAGAUGAAAACCCCUUCCCUGUGAUAGAAAUGAGUUCUAAGAGAAGCCUGCUACUUACCUGCCCCUUAAACUAGAUCAGUGCCAGUCAGUGGAGGGCCCUGAAGCUGUGACUGAAACUCAGGGGCAGGGCUGGUCCCCACUGCAAAGCCCAGCCUUGCUGAGCAGCUGUGUCAGGUCAAGGUGUGGCAAAAGGCAGUGGCAGGGGUAAAGAAAACUUGGGGGAAAGUCAACAAACAGGGACAAAGACCUGGGCCUGGAGACAUUGGUGAGAGUUCUUGCUUUUCACAGCAGCAGAGGCAGCUCAUCACCUCUCCUGACAGCAAAAGUCUGGAGGAGGCAGAAGUAUUUCAUUUGGCAUUUGUUUUCAGUAGCUUAGCAGCUGAUUUUCAUUUACGGCCUGAUUUAUUCAAUUUCUCUCAGCUUUUAGUGGACAAAGUGAGACUUCUAGGUCUCACAAUUUUAAUUUCUUUCAGCCACAGUUAACCAGUGAAGGAUGACCUGAUCAGUUUUCAAACUGGUCAACUCUGUUUAUAGCUUUGUCAGUGCAAAAUUCCUCUGCCUGUACUUUUCCUAUCAUUUUAUUCUAUUUAUUUAACUGAAUAAAAAUAAUUUCAAAAGCUUGUGCAUAUUUUACUAUUUACUAUCUAAGUUAUAAGAUGGGGCAGCUGUGACAGCUGAGA
Molecule: messenger RNA, 4196 nt
Organism: Tyto alba (common barn owl)
Lineage: Eukaryota; Metazoa; Chordata; Aves; Strigiformes; Tytonidae
Gene: REP15
Product: RAB15 effector protein
Exons: 1
Coding region: 2303-3052 (249 amino acids)
Biological process (GO): receptor recycling
Source: RefSeq, a predicted model, not a curated record